GUAAGACCAUGCAGUGGGUCCCAUGGGAGCUGUCUCAGCAGGCGGUACUAAGUUACCCAGCUGCCAUGCAAAUGAAACUUAUUGCAGGGCCCAGGCAAGCCCUGACUCCCCUACAACGUCAAGAGCGGCUUCAGUUCUUAGCAACACUUCUUUCACUUCCAGCUGAUUCUUUUAGCCGCCAUUCAGUAUCUUUCCUGCAGUGCGCCACCAGUAACAACACGAGCUUCAAUCUUGUAAACCAGCAGCCCGCAUUUGAAGAUUUGUAAAGCAAGCUCCAUAACCUUCGCCCACGUCCACUGCUCUCUGUAUGAAGUGCGCGCAAUACCACGCGCUCACAGGUAUCCAGUAGAAUAGACGCUCAAGUUUUCAUUACUGGAGGUCUGCAGCUUACUGCAGCAUUGCAUCAUCCUUCCGCCACAGCAGCCGCCGGCGCCAGCUCAGCGACAUCUGCAAUCUAGAGGAAGUCGUCAAAUCAUUGUUGCUUGCAGUUUUGAAUAACAGCCCCACGCCUUAGCUACAGAUGGAGAAAUAAACAAAGCCCACAUACUAAACAGGCUGGUGAGGAUGUGCACAUUCUCCUGAGAGCCUCCAGCUUAUCAUUGUCAACGAGCUCCCUUGCUCUCCGCUUGUGUUCUGAAUCUAGUCGCCAGCAUGACGGUGUCAGAGAAGGGGGCCCAGCCCAAGAGGCAGGUGACUGACACUGGCGAGCUGCGGCUGCGUCAGCUGGGAUACAAGCAGGAGCUGUCCAGAACAUUGAAUACGAUGGUUAACUUUGCGGUCAGCUACACCAUCAUCGGCGUCCUGAUGGGCAUUACUGGGCUGUAUUCCCUGGGCUUUGAGUACGGCGGCCCCGUCUCGGUGGUGUGGGGCUGGGUGGUGGUCAGCUUCUUCACGCUCUUCAUCGCGGCCUCCAUGGCGGAGAUCUGCAGCAGCUAUCCGACGGCGGGUGGCCUCUACUUUUGGUCCUACAGCCUCGCCGGUCCAAAGUACGGCCCGCUCUGCUCGUGGCUAACCGGGUGGUUUAACUACCUUGGGUUUGUGUGCGGGAUGGCGGCCAUCGACCAUAUCGGCGCCACCAUUAUUUCCACCAUGGUUGUGCUUAACACCGGAACCGGGUUAGAUGGCGGUUAUGUCGCAAGCAAGGAGGUCACUCUGGCAUUCUUGGCGGGCAUCCUCGUUUUGCAGGCAAUCAUCAACUCGUUCCACGUCAACGUACUUGCGUUUGUCGAGAAGGCCGCCCUGUACAUCGAGGUUGGCGGCCUCAUCAUCAUUGUGGUUACUCUCUUCUCCGUUGCUGACCGACGGCAGUCUGCCAAGUACGUCUUCACACACUACGAGCCCGCCGUCGAUACGGGCGUCCACAAUUCCUUCUACGUCUUCCUCUUGGGAAUGCUCAUGAGCAGCUUCACGCUGCUUGCAUAUGACGCCGCCACUCACCUGACGGAAGAGACCGUUGGCGCCGACUGGACGUCGCCAGUCAGCAUCGUUAGCGCAGUUGCCACGGCUGCGGUCGCAGGGUUCAUCUACAUCCUGACCCUGACCUUCUGCAUCCAGGAUCCCGCCACUCUUCUCGACCCUGGCAAUGCGACGGCCGGGCUAAGCGCGGCCGCGCAGAUCUUCUACGACGUCUUUGACAGCGCCGGCAAGAGCCCCAAGGGCGUGAUUGCUCUGCUCACGAUCCCGCUUAUGGCCAGCUACUUCAGCGGGAUGAGCCAACUGGCGGCGACCUCGCGAGUGCUGUUCGCGAUCACGCGCGACAAGGCCAUUCCCUUCAGCGGCUUCCUCCACUGGACGCAUCCCAAGUCGAAGACGCCCAUCGUGGCGGUCUGGGUGUCCGCGGCGCUCGCCUUCUGCUUCGCGCUCUUUUCGCUCAAGAGUUACAUCGCAUUUACUGCGGUGACGUCACUCAGCACGAUCGGGUCCAUGACCGCGUACGGCAUUCCCAUUUUCCUGAAGCAGCUCUUCCCGCACAACUUCCACCCGGGGCCCUUCAACCUCGGCAGAUUCAGCCCCAUCGUUGGAUGGGUCGCGAUUAUUUACAUCGUCUUCAUGGUCGUUGUCUUCUGCCUUCCCACGUACUAUCCGAUCGACAGCAACACGCUGAACUACGCCCCGGUCACUGGCGGCGCCGUUAUCUUGGUCGCCCUCUUCCUAUGGGUGAUUGUCGCCCGGAAGCGGUACCUGGGCCCGGUACGUACCCUCCGAGCGGAGGACUCCAAGACGGACGAGACGUACUCGGGUGGGAACCUGUACCCUGAACCCGUGUACAAGAACGAGUACUCGGUGCACGGCAAAAGCGCCCCGGUGAAGCCAGCCGAGGCGGCCUAGAACGGUCAAUUUGCAGCGUAGAUAACAAAUGUCAGAGUCCAAUCGACGGUUGAGAUUAGAGCGAGCGUGUCAGCCGAAUCAAGGUGUCCUGAAUUUAUUCUAGGCGGCCUGGAAUUAGCACGACCGGGGGGAGGUUAAGGUAACCGGCAGCAGACUAGAUGCGCAUCUGACUGAGAAGAGAGAAAGCGAGAGGCACGACGCCUGCGGGACUACUUGAGUUUCCUAGCGCAAAGGUCUUCCUUUUCUGCAGAGAGGGUUGAGUGUUGACCGAACAAAUUGAAGUGAAAGGGCUCUCUAAGAGCACAAGAGACUGCACAGAGAGUUGAGUGUUGACCAGACGAGUUGAUUGCAGUAGGACACAGGACAGCAAGUACACCAGUCAAAAGAGCGGUCACUUGUUUCAAAACGUCAGCGAGCAGGCUAGAUUGAGAGAACACGACAACGUACUGGCCUGCCUUUACUUGCGAAAGCGAGACUACAUUCGCUUUACUGAGCAAGUACUUCUCCCCAAGGUUACACUAGUGGGCAUGGCCCGUAGGCGGGACAGAACAUAGCUAGCAAGCUGCAUCCUGAUAGCUCAAAUUGCAACGGCAGAUUUUACCGGUCGGAUUAGCGCCCGUGUUUUUCAGUACUGGCUCUCGAGCAGUGACUUUGAUUUGUUCCGUUACAUUCUUCGUCUGUAGCUCGCAAGGAGGACCACGAAUCUCUAUGCAACAUAUUCUGGCGCCGGCAGCUGA
Molecule: messenger RNA, 3065 nt
Organism: Klebsormidium nitens
Lineage: Eukaryota; Viridiplantae; Streptophyta; Klebsormidiophyceae; Klebsormidiales; Klebsormidiaceae
Source: the annotation of a GenBank genome assembly